AUGUCUACCAUGCCAGCAUCUCAUGGCCACUCCGAGGCCUGCUGUAACAUCCCACCCGUCCAGUCCAAGGGAUACAGCGCAAAGGGCAGCUACGAGGAAUUUGGUGGAUACAAGACCUACGUUACUGGACCCAAGGAUGCCGCCAAGGGCGUCUUGAUCAUCUUUGAUAUCUUUGGUUACUUCCCUCAGACGUUGCAAGGAGCCGAUAUCCUCAGCAGCUCUGACUCGAAGCAGAAGUACCAAGUCUUCAUGCCCGACUGGUUCAAGGGCCAACCUUGCCCGAUUGAGAUCUUCCCUCCGGACACUGACGACAAGAAGAAGCAGUUGGGAGCUUUCUUUGAAAAGUUCCCACCACCAUCAGUUGCUAAGCAGGUUCCCGAGUACAUCAAGGCCGUCCAGUCCAAGCACCCAGAAAUCAAGGAUUGGGCCAUUAUGGGCUUCUGCUGGGGCGGCAAGGUUGUUUCCCUCACAGUCUCAUCGCCUGACAACAUCUUCAAGGCUGGAGUCGAGUGCCACCCCGCCAUGGUGGAGCCCGAGGACGCCAAGAAGAUCAAGAUCCCUCUCUGCAUGCUUGCCUCCAAGGACGAACCCGUCGAGGAUGUGAAGAAGUUUGAGCAGAACUUGUCGGGGCCCAAGCAUGUUGAAAGUUUCAGCGACCAGAUUCACGGCUGGAUGGCUGCGCGCUCCGACUUGGAGGAUUCGCGCGUCAAGGAAGAGUAUACCCGAGGCUACAAAACUGUUGUUGAAUUCUUGGGCAAGCACUUGUAA
Pestalotiopsis fici W106-1 is the source of this 768-nucleotide messenger RNA. RefSeq lists its product as uncharacterized. Lineage: Eukaryota; Fungi; Ascomycota; Sordariomycetes; Amphisphaeriales; Sporocadaceae. The record is from RefSeq and is a predicted model, not a curated record. The coding region runs from base 1 to 768 and encodes 255 amino acids. Gene Ontology annotation, molecular function: hydrolase activity. The transcript has 3 exons.